Haemonchus placei is the source of this 1890-nucleotide messenger RNA. The record is from the annotation of a GenBank genome assembly. NCBI's taxonomy places the organism in Eukaryota, Metazoa, Nematoda, Chromadorea, Rhabditida, Trichostrongylidae.
AUGAAGUCGUCAGAACAGAAGUCACAGAAGAAAAGGAAAUCCGAUGUGAAUAUCGACUUUACAUCGACGCUUCCUUCGAAGAAGGAUCGGCCAUGGUAUGCAGAAGAGGCUUCAGCUGAUAACAAAAUUACUGUGGAAAAGGAAAGACGAAAGAGUAUCAUCGGCUUAGGAAAAGGGCUGCUUAAGAAGAUGCGUAGUUCUUCGGCACUCAAGGAUCGCAACAGUCGUGAUUCCAAUGUUACGUCGGUAUCGGCCAGUACUAGCAAGAUGCCAACUUUCAAGGAGCCAUUAACAAAUAACGUGAUGGAUCCUAUGCCAGAAGAACAAACCAUACGGAGCGAAAAUUCGAGCAUACUGUCUGGUGAUAGUUGUGUUCUUCCUCAUUCUAUUCAACGCAAUAAGGAACUAAUGAAAUUAGUGGAAAAUGUUUCAACAACAAGUCAUGACAGUCAGAGCAGUCAUGAGGGGCUAUCAUUCCUAACUGAGUCAUGUUCAUCGCAAGACAAUGGGGCCACCUCCGAAAGUGCGGCCUCAUUUUGCACUCCUGCACGGGACUUCAAAAGAGGGGACUCUCACCGUGGAAGUGCGAGAAGCAUGCCCCCGGAAUCUGAUCUUAUUCGUGGACUCUGUAACAGUGCUAUACGGCGGACACUUUCCUCUGCCUCGGAUAGUCUCGCCAGUCCACACCGUUUUGAUCGUACCCGCUCUAUGCGUUUUCGUGAGAAGUUGCUUCUAAGCUCCAGUAUGGCUGAGCUGCCUGAAGAAGAGGUCGCACCUCUUGAUACGUGCGAAGAGGGUGGCGAGGAAACGAGAACUCCUUUACAAGGUGCUGAAGGAUCUAGUAGGAGAAGUAGUCUUAUAUGGCUUCGCUCCAAAUCGAGAAUAUUUGGUUCAAAGAAACGAGGUGAUGUUACCACCACUCCUCUUGCCACCAGCACUUUAGGUACUCCAGCAGCUGCUGAAGAGGGGAUAACCCCAGGAGGCAGUGGGGCUCUUCGUAGAUCGUCACUCAGUUCGUCGAGCCUUCAAAGGAAGGUUUCAUCGGUAUUGAGGAAAGGACUAGGUUUGCGGAAUUCGAACCACGAUUUGACCGUAGAUCUCACCGGACGAACUCCUUGUGGUAUUUUAAAACGAUCCUCGACGAAUUCGAAGGACAGAAAGCGAAAGUCUGCUAACUUCCCAAGGCGUUGUAGUGACGUGUCGGCUGUAUUGCAACGCCAGGUCAGAACUGAUCAAUCGAGGAAGGAGGCAGAUGAGGCCAGGUUAUUUAUGGAGAAAGUCGUCAUAUCCAAAGAGCCGGUGGGACGAGUCCUUUACCGAGAUGAGUACGAUGGGGUCGUUGUUGAUGUAUCUCCAACAGGACUACCAUUGUCAAGCACUGCGGCGGAAGUGCUUGAAGGAGAGUAUGGCGUCGAAAUACACAAAAGAGGAAGGUCCAAUCCCUAUAAGAAUGGCAUUCUGAAAACUCCUGAAGGGGAACCAGAUAUAAUUUAUGUUGUGAGCGAGGAAAGCGACAACGCGGACAAGCGUGUAAGAAUAGGAGUAGCGACAGGAAUGCGGGAAGCGUUCGAAAGUAAUAGUUUAAAAAAAGUGCUACUAUACCCAUUCUGUAACUCCGAUGAUGAAAUAGUGGCAGAUUUUCUCAUCCGACAGUUUCUUCUGACUUCAUACAAAGCUCUUACAUGGAAUCCAAGCGCGAAAGCUUUUGAUGGUUCAAUCACAUUAGCCGGUGUUACUAGUAAAAACUGCGCGCAGAUGCAACGUCUUCAUGAAGAACUUCUGAUCACGGAAGUUAGACCGAAGAUAGCAGCUUAUGAAGCGUUAUUGGCGUCAUUUUCGCGGGUUACGCCAACCCAAGAAACAUCAACAGAGAACGAGGAUGAGACCUGA